UCCCCCUUGAACUUCCAUCCUUGCUGGUGGCCUUGGCAUGUCAUUCCUGGCCCCCAGCCUCCAUUUCCUCAUCUUUAAAUGGGUAUAAUAAUAGUCCCCCUGCAAGGAUUAAUUGAGGGAUCUGUGUAAAGCAUUUAGCUGCCAUAAAUGCUGGCGAUUGUUGCUGGCACGCAGCCACGGCCCUGGGGUCAGAGAGUGCCUGGUGAGCUCAGAACUCCAUCUUCCCUGCUGGUGGCCCUGCCUGGGCGCCCCACCACCACUCCACCCUCCCAAGCGGCCGGCUCCUGAUCCCACAGGACUUAGCCACGCCCCAGCCCACCCCACUAAUAAAUACACAGCCACCUUGCCCUGCCGCCCUCUAGCACUUUCCAGUCCUCUGGAGUCGCAGCCACUGCCGCACCAUGUGGUCUCAGUGCUUCGCACUCAUGGUCUUUGCCCUCGAGCUCACCUUCCUCGUAAUGCCGCUGGUGCUGCGCGCAGACUCCGAGGGCGCCUGGUGCUAUGACUCCCAGGACCCAAAGUGUGGCCCCUCCCACUGGAAGGAGAUAGCCCCUGCCUGUGGGGGCCCAGCCCAGUCCCCCAUCAACAUUGACCUUCACCUGGUCCAGCGGGACCCCACCCUCGGACCCUUCGUCUUCCAUGGCUAUGACUCAGCACCUCCAGGCCCAUGGACCCUGAAGAAUGAUGGCCAUACAGUGCUACUCCACGUGGACACUGGCCCGCAGAGCCGCCUGGAGUUGCAGGGUGCUGGGCUGCCACUGCCUGCCUACCGCGCACUACAGCUGCACUUCCACUGGGGGGGCCCUGGGCGAGCAGGCUCAGAGCACAGCCUGGAUGGGCAGCGCCACCCCAUGGAGAUGCAUGUGGUCCACAUGAACACACGGUACCGGAGCAUGACGGAGGCUCGAGGUCACCCUGAUGGGCUGGCAGUGCUGGCUGUGUUGUUGGCGGAGAAGGACUCGGACAACGCCAACUUCUCCGCCCUCGUGUCGGGCCUGAAGAACGUGUCUGCGCACGGGGUCUCGGUGGAUCUGGCGUCCACCUUCCCGCUGGCCUCGCUGCUGCCGGGCGCCUCCGGCCUCUCGCGCUACUACCGCUACUCGGGAUCGCUGACCACGCCCGGCUGCGACCCCGCCGUGCUCUGGACCGUCUUCGAGGACGCGGUGCCCAUCGGGCGCGCGCAGGUGGCCCAGUUCCAGACGGUGCCCCGGGCCGGGCCCCCGGGCUCGCAUCCCGCGCCGCUCACGGAGAACUUCCGCCCGCAGCAGCCUCUCGGGGGGCGCAGGGUCUCUGCCUCCCCUGGCGCCUCCGUCCGCGCGGCAGCCCCACCCCUCGCACCCACCCUGGCCCGCGUGCGCGGGGCUCUGCUGGGCCUGUGGUUCAGCCUCUGGCUCCGGCAGGGCCCCUAGGA
Diceros bicornis minor is the source of this 1411-nucleotide messenger RNA. Its product is annotated as carbonic anhydrase 15-like. Bases 402 to 1409 code for a protein of 335 amino acids. The transcript is spliced from 8 exons. The record is from RefSeq and is a predicted model, not a curated record. Gene Ontology annotation, molecular function: carbonate dehydratase activity; zinc ion binding. NCBI's taxonomy places the organism in Eukaryota, Metazoa, Chordata, Mammalia, Perissodactyla, Rhinocerotidae. Gene Ontology annotation, cellular component: plasma membrane.